Molecule: messenger RNA, 1647 nt
Organism: Trichoderma atroviride IMI 206040
Lineage: Eukaryota; Fungi; Ascomycota; Sordariomycetes; Hypocreales; Hypocreaceae
Source: RefSeq, a predicted model, not a curated record
AUGCAUAUUCCAGUAAACGCGUCCGACUUGCCCCCUGGUGUAUUGCCAUCCAUAGCCAAACAAAUUCGUUCAAAGUUAAUACCCAGCUGCGGAGAUCCGCGAAGCAAGUUCUUGCCAGUUGGUGAACUGGAGUCAAUUUUGACGCAUGACGUUAUAGAAAGCGUGCUACAGGAGAUCCUAGUCUCAGAGCCAGCGGACCUGAGUACCAAAAUUCAGGACAAAGACAAGCCUACUCUCAAAAUCUUUGCGACUCUCAUACUUAUUGAACAGGCUUCUUCUAUUGGUCAGUUUAUAGAACAUGGCGUGUCGGAUGAUCAAUUGCCAUUAGCCCCGGAAGACACAUGCUUUCAGAAUUGGCAUUGGGGCGACUACCAAAUCGACAGUUUCUGCGAUUCACAGUAUAUGUUAACUGCUCCUGUGUUUAACUUCACAAAAUUUCAGCAUUUCGAGCUGGAUAAAUCAUUUCGAAUGCCCUUUUUAGAGCGAUUAGAGUGGAAAGCCAGGGGUACGCAUGGCGAAAUAGCUAAAGUCAAGAUUCAUCCGCACCAUGAACGGUGGGAAGGACAUUCGAUUUCUGACCACAGAAUAUCUUACUUUGCAGUAAAAAGAUUUACUUCGGGAGAUGCUACUGAAUUCGACAAAGAGCAGACUGCUCUGCUGCAGUUCAGCGAUUCAAGGAAUGAGCACAAAAAUCUCAUCAAGCUACUCCAGUCUUAUCAAUUAGGAGAUGAAUACUACAUGAUAUUUCAUUGGGCCCAAGGAAAUCUCGCCGAGUUCUGGGAAAAGCAUCCCAGUGAACCCCAAAAAAAAGAAGGUUGGACAUGGCUUAUUCAGCAAUGUCUGGGUAUGUCUGAUGGGCUAAGCAAAGUCCAUGGACACAACCGUCCACCGGAAAGGCUAAGGGACUCGAGCGAAGAGAUUGAAGAGAAUGUUCAAGAUCAAGGUCGCCACGGGGAUAUCAAACCUGAAAAUAUUCUCUUUUUUAAGGAUACAGAGUCAAGUGAAUGGUACUUUGUCAUUGCUGACUUCACCCUGAUGCGUUUUCACGCUGACGGGACUAUCAAUAACACUCACGCGAGUCAAAUAGACUAUACAAGGAUGUAUUGUCCUCCUGAAGUCGAACUUGGCCCAAACGUCACGCAAAGUUAUGAUAUAUGGACGUUGGGGUGCGUCUAUCUAGAAAUUAUUACUUGGUAUCUACUCGGUUACGAUGCCGUUCGCAACGACACUUUCGAAACUUCAUCUGGACACAAAGAAUUGAGUUUCAGGUCGAGGAGGCAAAAGGAAGAUGGAUAUCCUCUGCACUCAGGCGGCAAGCACUCAGGUGACAAGUUUUUUAUCCUGUCUCGAAGGUCCACACCCAGAUGGGUUAGGUUUCUACGCAACAACGAACAUUGCUCUGAUGCGAUACACGAUUUCUUGGCCCUUAUUGUCAACCAUAUGGUAGUUCCCUCGCCCGAGAAUAGAUAUUCUAUGGAUAAGGUGCGCGAAGAAUUGCAGAGGAUUGCAUCGACUUGUGCAAAUGACACAGAUUAUUGUUAUACGGGCAAUCCACAGGGUUUUUUAAAAAGGUGGAUAUUCGAUUUAUUGUUUUAGCCUAGAGCCUAAGAUACCAUUCAUGUAACGGUAUAUAAGAAACGACUCAUU